Messenger RNA from Podarcis lilfordi (Lilford's wall lizard), 19573 nucleotides. The record is from the annotation of a GenBank genome assembly. Lineage: Eukaryota; Metazoa; Chordata; Lepidosauria; Squamata; Lacertidae.
CUCCUUUCCUCAGCGCUUCGCCCCUCACACAACACCCCCGCGAGGUAGGCCUCGCAAUGGAGAAUCCGUUUCCCGCCGACCGCUUUUUCUCCUUUCGGACUCCAACUCCCAUCAGCCCCUGCGGCGACUCCUAUGUCAGGGCAUGACGGGAGCCGUAGUCCAAAGUGCCUGACGGGUCCCCACACGGGCUCCUCGCUCCCGAGGCGAAAGGUGGCGACUGGCCUCGCUGGAGGUGAGGGGAUUUGAACCCGAGGCUCCCACCCGGGCGCCGCGCUCUCCUCAACGAGCCCACUAGGCCGCACGCCCUCCGAAGGGCCCUUCCCGAUUGUUCCUAACUCUAUGGGACGUGAGGGGAGCGUCACUUCCGGGAAGCCGCCGGAAGUCGCUGGACGCUGGACCCGCGCCGCUCGGAAGCGCCUCCGACUUCCUUCCCGCCCCCCCCCCACCCGGUGCGGACGCGAAGGAGACCCGUCCGCGGCCCGUUGCCAUGGUGUUCUACUUCACGUCCAACGGUAGGCGGCGCGGGGGGGGGUUGGGUUGAGGGGGGAGGCGCCGGCCACGCCCACCGCGCCCCUCCCGCUCUCCAUAGGGCCUUGUUUUUUGGGGGGGGGUCCUCGCCUCGGUUUAUUCGCCCUGUAUCUAUUUUAUUAUUAUUAUUAUUAUUAUUUCAUGGGCAUCCCCCGCUUUUCCUCAGAGGAGCUGAAGGGGGGGGGCGAGCAAGGAGGGGGGACCCCCCCCAAGAAGCACACCGUUUCAUCCUCACAACAACCCCGGGAGGUAGUGAGAGGCUGUUGCUGCUGCUGCUUCAUCGCAUCUGCACCUCUCCCUUUCCCUCAGGGGAGCCCAAGGGUCACGCACAUAGUUCUACACACACACACGCCAAUUUCUUUAUUUCUUGUUUUUCAAAAUGCAAAAAGCAGUAUACUGGGGCGGGGGGAGAGAAUGAUGAUGAUGAUGAUGAUGAUGAUGAUAAUAAUAAUAAUUUAUUAUUUAUCCACCCAUCUGGCUGGGUUUCCGCAGCCACUCUGGGCAAGUUCCAUUAAAAUGGAGAGCCAGUGUGAUGCAGUAGUUAAGAGUGAUAGACUCGUAAUCUGGUGAACCAGGUUCAUGUCUCCGCUCCUCCACCUGCAGCUGCUGGGUGACCUUGGGCCAGUCCCGCUUCUCUGAAGUCUCUCAGCCCCUCUCACCUCACAGAGUGUUUGUUGUGGGGGAAUAAGGGAAAGGAGAACGUUAGCCACUUUGAGAUGCCUUUGGGUAGUGAUAAAGCAGGAUAUGAAAUCCAAACGCUCUAUAAAAUAUUAAAAUACAGUUGUACCUCAGGUUAAGUACUUAAUUCGUUCCGGAGGUCUGUUCUUAACCUGAAACUGUUCUUAACCUGAAGCACCCUUUAGCUAAUGGGGCCUGCUGCUGCCGCUGCACCGCUGGAGCACUAUUUCUGUUCUCAUCCUGAAGCAAAGUUCUUAACCCGAGGUAAUAUUUCUGGGUUAGCGGAGUCUGUAACCUGAAGCGUGUGUAGCCUGAGGUACCACUAUACAAUAAUUCACCAAACAUUAAAAGCUUCCCUAAACAGGGCUGCCUUCAGAUGUCUUCUAAAAGUCAGAUAGUUGUAUAUUUCCUUGACAUUCCUUGAUGGGAGGGCGUUCCACAGGGUGGGCGCCACCACUGAGAAGGCCCUCUGCCUGGUUCCCUGUAACCUCACUUCUUGCAGGGAGGGAACUGCCAGAAGGCCCUCAGAGGUGGACCUCAGUGUCCAGGCUGAAUGGUGGAGGUGGAGAUGCUGCUUCAGGUAUACUGGGCCAAGGCUGUUUAGGGCUUUCAAGGUCAGCACCAACACUUUAAAUUGUGCUCGGAAAUGUCCUGUAACCCAAUGUCUUUCAGGACCAGUGUUAUAUGGUCUCUGCGGCUGCUCCCAGUCACCAGUCUUAGCUGCUGCAUUCUGGAUUAAUUGUAGUUUCCGGGUCACCUUCAAAGGUUUUUGUUGUUUAGUCGUUUAGUCGUGUCCAGAGCACACCAGGCCCUCCUGUCUUCCAUUGCCUCCCGCAGUUUGGUUAAACUCAUGCUGGUAGCUUCGAGAACACUGUCCAACCAUCUCAUCCUCCGUCGUCCCCUUCUCCUUGUGCCCUCCAUCUUUCCCAACAUCAGGGUCUUUUCCAGGGAGUCUCAUGAGGUGGCCAAAGUACUGGAGCCUCUGGCGAGACAGUCUGCAGGCAGGUAGGGUCUCAACCUGCGUACCAGAUGGAUCUGGUAGACAGCCACCCUGGACACAGAAUGGACGUGCUCCUCCAUGGACAGCUGUGCGUCCAAAUGACUCCCAGGUUGUGAACCUGGUCCUUCAGGGACACAGUUACCCCAUUCAGAACCAGGGAGUCCCCCUCACCCACCCGCCCCCUGUUCCCCCAAAACAGUACUUCUGUCAUGUCAGGAUUCAUCCUCAAUCCUGAGAACCAGAAUAUACGUUUAAAGACUCUAUGCAUCCCAUGGAGGGUUCAAAUGCAGCUUGUCCAUGGCAUCAUAUCUGCCUUGAUUCGUUUAAAAAAAAGAUUCUGAAGGGAAAUGUUUCGUAGAUUUCAGGCAACCUUAGCUGUGGAGUUUUUCCUUUGGCUGCUUUCAUUGAGAAACAUACUUCAGGGCAAAGGAAGCGCUGACAAAUAUCCUGUCCAUGGCUCAUUGCCGAUUCAAAGUCUUUGGAGCUGAUAUGGACAUUAGAAUCCUGAUCCACUUCCCUGAAUGCUUCAGCUACAGCCCCCUCUGGCAGCUUUGGGGCCACAACAUUGAAGACUUUUUUAAAAAAAUCUUCCAAAGACAAGAAAUCAAAGGUGGCAUAUCUAGUUAUUCCUCACUCUUCCAUUUCAUCCUCACAACAGUCCUGUGCAGUAGGUUGUUAGAUUCUUCUACUCUUUAUCUUUGCCAAAGCUGUGAGACUGAAGAGAGGUCGCCUCUUUGCAUUUUCACAUCUGGGCCACCUGAAAGAACUUCUCGGAGAACUUGUGGUCCUGGAACAGAGCUUCUGAACCUCUGAGCUAGAGCAGGACCUUAUCAUAUUACACAGCGGAUUUUGUUGUGGGUGGGAUGCAAAUAACCUGGGGGGGGGGACACACUGUAUGUCUGUGUGGAGUUUGAUCCGAAACUCUGGCUCAUUUUGUUUCCCUUUUCCAUCCCCUCAGUUGUUCCUGGCGCUGCUUACACAAUUUACAUGGGAAAAGAUAAAUACGAAAGUAAGUACAACACUUUGGCUAUGCCUGUCAAGAUGGAAUCGAUUUUAUGUAUUUUGUGUUUGAACCCAUUUUUAUUUUAAAACAGACCUUCUGAUAAGUUGUGCAUCUUCAGUCAGAACUUAUUGGCUCUUGAUAUAGCAGAAAACAAGCUUUUAUUCUGAUCAGUGGGGAUUCCCCUGCCCAGCAUCGUUUUAGAAAACAAAAACCAUUUUAGGAUUAAAUCCCUGACACUUUAUGAUAGCUUGAUACAAAACAGUGUCCAGGAGUAAAAUUCAUGGGAAACAUAAGUACCUCUAGAGAUGUUGAAGUGAAAGGCAACUGCAUUAACACUAAUUUAAUAUAAAAACAUGCAAAAAAAAAAAAGUCUGCAACAACGUCUAGAGGAGCCAGUGGAUGGGAAUUUGCCUGGUUCCACAUUUUCUCUGGCUUGCAGCCACCUAUGCAUCCCCAAAAUCUGCUCUGCAAGCGCUGGAAGGGAGGGAAACCCAAAAUCUUGUUGCACAAGCAUGCAGACAUCGUUGGUGUUUGUCUCGAGAGACAAUAGUGUGCCUCCAGAGGUGAAGUCAAACUGCUGCCUUAGCAGCACCGAAGUGACCUCCUUAGGGUGCAAACCUGGGCAGUGUGCAUGGAGGUCCUGGACUGCCCAGUUGAGAAGACCACCCCCCCCCCCUUGGCCUCACUGAUGUGGUUCAAAGGAAAGCAGAGCAAGACGUUUGAAACCGGCUUCUGGACCCACUAUUGGGGAUGGAACUAAUAGAGUCAAUUCUUGAGUGCCUCAGACCGCAUUUCAGCAAAAGGCUGAUGGCAUAAACAUGUUUAUGUUAUUUCUGUGUAAAAUAUUCCUCAUUUGAGCCAAAUGCUGAUGUAAAUUAGCAUUUUUUAAAAAGGGCAUUUUCUUGCUUUUAGUGAACUUCCUAACAUAGGACUGUGAGCAAGUGCUUGAUCCGUGAUCUCAGCCCCACUGAGAUUGGGUAGGGGAUUUUAUCUUAAAAUUGGAAUCCAAGGAGGCCGGUCAGGCAAUUCUGAUGUAUAAACUGGCAUUUAGCUAAAUGGUGUGUAUCUGUAUCCAAUUUUUGUCAAGAAGCAACAGCUUUGAAAUACUUUCUCAAAAGCAAGUCAUCUCAUAGAUUCUUUUUUUCUGAUUAGUUUGUAGCCUGAAAGUUGCCUGACUUUCAAAAGAAAGGGGAGUUUCUACUUAAAUUGUCACAGACUUUCCAAUGUUAUAAUAUUGAAAUUGCGGAAGCAAUUUCUUUUUGGUAGGAGUUCAAGAAAUUAAUGAGUAGUUCCUUGAAAUACUUCAGCUGGUUGAUUAUUUUUGCACAUGCAACUGUUAAAAUUACUCUUUGAUGGUCACCCAUGACUUUUCAGAUACCAACAUUAUUUUUAAUCCUAAGGAAAAUGUUUUCCCGAGUUGUUCUGUUGUUUGAGCUUGGUCCCUUUAAAAUAACAUUUGAAAUCUCCUCUGAAUUUAUGUCCUCUCUACCAGUAAAUUGUCCCAAAUUGUGCUAAUCUAAUAAGUCUUUCAUAAGAUUAAGUAGCAAUCAUCUGUCCCUUUUUGUUAAGGGUCACUUAAAUUUAUGCACCGAAAUAUGAGGUCAUUUUCACAGACAUAAAUAUAUUUAGUAAUAUUAAUUACACAGGGCCUUUCCCUACUUACUUAUAUUUGCUGUACAGUGGUGGUUGUUUAGAGCACCUUUAUUGAAAUGAGACAGCUACUUCCAGAUUAUUUCUGAGCUAACCUCCCAAUAUCUCUCUUGAAAUCUGUUUGUGUUUUUAAACUUAAGAAACAUUUAGCAGCACAAUCCUGGCAUGUCUAACCAGAUGAAGCCAAAGUAUAAAAGGUUAGACUUUAUUGUCUCACGAUACUUAAUGUGUGCACAAAGCAUUUCCCUUGCAGAGACAACCAAGGGAAAUGUGUGUGUCUGCAUCACCUUUUUGAACUGCUAGUGUUGCAUUAAUCGUUCAGCAGUGCUACACAUCUGCUCAGAUCCAGUUAGGAACUUCAGCAUUCAAAAUUUGCAGCAUGGUUCAAACUGAAAUAAUGGUUCCUGUCUUGAAAGUUUAGUACUGAAUUCCAUUGUUUCCAGAGAGAUCUUCCUGUUUCACAGUUUGGUUUGUGACCCAGUGGACUCAAGUGAUAAUCCCUGUCCCAAAGGUCCAGUUGUAACCUGACUCUCAGGGAGGACUGAGUGGGAAUUAUUUCUGCUCACUGCUUGGCUUGGCUUUUUUCUUGCAGAUGAAGACCUAAUAAAACAUGGCUGGCCGGAAGAUGUUUGGUAAGUACUGAUCUGAGCCUCUCUUUAUGCCCUGGGGUGCAAGGUUUCAAUAAGGUAGCAAGGACUUCUGAGUAAGAUUAGCAGACAUGAAAUAAGAGAAGAUGUGGAUAAAGAACUGGUUAAGUAGGAAGAAGCAGAGAGUGGGAAUAAAUGGACAGUUUUCCAAGUGGAGGGAUGUAGAAAGUGCCGUCUCCCAAGGAUCUGUAUUGGGACCUUGGCUUUUUAACUUGUUCUUAAAUGGUCCAGACUUAGGGGUGAGCAGUGGGGUGGCUGAGUUUGCUGAAAUUCUUCAGGGUGGCGAAAACAAAAACAGAUUAAGAAGAGCUCCAAAAGGACCCCUCCAAACUGAGCGAAUGUGUGCUAAUGGCAAAUGUAGUUUGGCAGUGACAGUUAUCAUAGCGUCUGAAAAGGUUCAGAAAAGCGCAACCUCCCCCGUGAGGAAAGGUUAUAGUGUUUGGGACUUCUUAGUUUAGAGAAAAGGCAAGCAAGAGGUGACAUAAAAUUUAAAAUUUUUUUGCAUAGUGUGCAAACCGAAUGGAGAAUUUUUUUUCUCAUAACGUUAGAGCUGGUUGACAUCAAAUGAAAAUGAAUGUUCCAGAAAAGAUAAAGUCCUUCUUUGUGCAGCACAGAGAUGGACCAUGGACCUUGCUCCUGCAUGAGGCAGUGAUGGCCGCCAACUUGGGUGGCUUAAAAAGGAUUAGACACAUUCAUGGAGCAUAAGGCCAUGGGUCGGCAAACUAAAGCCUGCGGGCUGGAUCAGGCCCAAUUGCCUUCUGGAUCCAGCCCGUGGAUGGUCCGGGAAUCGUCGCGUGGAUUGCCAGCGCACACGUUCUUUCCCUCUUCCUCCCUCUCUCUCACACGGCGCCGGUGCCUCCUCCCUCCCUCCUUCUGGCUUCUCCCUGCCCUGCCUAGAGGAGGAAGGGGGCUGAGCUUUGUUGGUGUCAGCAGCAGCAGCAGCAGCAGCAGCGCUCGAGUGGCUGCCACUUUAAGCAGCCCCUCUCCGGAGUCCAUUUGUGCGCCGCUCAUCGUCCCUCCGCCGCCAGCCCCUGCCGCUUGCCACCGGGGCUCGUGGUGCUCUUGCAUCUUUUCCCCCCUUCAAAAUAUAGUCCGGCCCCCCACGAGGUCUGAGGGACAGUGGACUGGCCCCCUGCUGAAAAAGUUUGCUGACCCCUGCAUAAGGCUAUCAGUGACUAUUAGCCAGGAGGGCUCUGCUCUCCCCCCACAGUCAGGGACAGCAAUGCUUCAGAAACCAGUUGCUGGAAUCCACAGGAGGGGAGAGUGAUGGUGCUCUUGUGUUCGAAUCCUGGUUGCAGUUUUACCAUGGGGCAUCUGUGAGAACAGGAGGCUGGACUAGAUAGGCCUUUGGCCUGAUCCAGCAGAUGCUCUUCUUUUGUACUCGUUGUGGUAAUUUGUGAAAUGAACCGCGCUCCUUAGUAAAGCUGACAGCAAAAUCACAUUUUAGAGCCCUUUCUGCGCUGCCUUGUAUAAGACUGGAGGUGGGAUCCUAGUUUUAAAUUUCACUCUAAAUGCAAAGAAAAGCCCCCUGUGCUUAUCAUGCCCCCUCCCCCAGUGUAUCAGGGGCCAGAACCUUGAUUUGAUAGUUUCCCACAAAACAGGUGUGAGUUCUUAGUGUGUGUGUGUGUGUGUGUGUGUGUAUAUGCAGCAGCAUUCAAUGAUUCAAGAUUGUCUUGUUCUGUCCCCCCCACCUUCCCAAAAAGGUUCCAGUGAUAAUUUCCCAACAUCCAGUUGCGAUGUUUGUUGUCCUGCCAAGUGUUUUGUACUACUGGAGUAUCCUUCCUUAUAUUUCCCCUCUCAUCUGAGUCCAGCUGGCUCCGGGCCUUUCCAUGUCUACUUUGCUAUCUUUUUGGCAAUUUCAUUUCUGUAAUCCCUUGUUAGCUUUGUAAUUUUUAUCUACUGUCUCUUAUUACAUUUGCGAAUGCUGGUGUUUUAUUCAGUUAGACUUUAACUAAUCUAUAACUCCACGGUCCCCUGGGAUCUGUUUUGACAAAGGCAGUACAGAAAUGUUGUAAAUUUAUGAUCUCGUGAGAAGCCACAAAGAAGUGUUGUAAAGGACUGGAUGUUGAAUGAUCAGGUUCCUGGCAGACAAAAGCACUUCUGCCUUGGCACAGAAAGUGGUGCCUAGGUUACACCCAAAGGCAGAGAGGAUCCAAAGGAGUUAACAUGAUAAUCUUUUUGCACUUCAGUAGAUCCACCAACAGAUUUCACACAAGCCAUUUUGUAUAUUAAGCAAGCAAAUGCAGCAUAAACUACCCCAUGAAGCAUUUAAUUCAUUCUCUCCCCCCCCCAUUAACGCCCAAAAGGUUGCUGUGCUUUUUAUUUUGGUUUAUUUAAAAUAUGAAGAAUGAAAUGAGAAGUUAAAGCAAUGGCUACAGUGAAUACAGUGGUACCUCGCAAGACGAAUGCCUCGCAAGACAAAAAACUCGCUAGACGAAAGGGUUUUUUGUUUCUUGAGCUGCUUCGCAAGACGAUUUUCCCUAUGGGCUUGCUUCGCAAGACGGAAACGUCUUGCAAGUUUAUUUCCUUUUUUUAACACCGUGAAUACAGUUGCGACUUGACUUCGAGGAGCAACUCAUAGAACAGCGGUGUGGUAGCCUUUUUUUGAGGUUUUUAAAGACUUUGGUGAUUUUUGAAGCUUUUCCAAAACUUUCCCGACACCGUGCUUCGCAAGACGAAAAGAAUCGCAAGACGACAAAACUCGCGGAACGAAUUAAUUUCGUCUUGCGAGGCACCACUGUAAUGUAAGCAAUGACAGUAGUUGAACAGACAGCAGGUGAGGGCAGAGUAUGAAACAGAAAUUAGGAGCUGCUGCCUGUUCCCUCGUGACCUUCCUCUUGUAGAUGCUGCUUCUUUGAGCCACAGUGGGGAGGGGCUUGUGGACCAGUCAGAUGGGUGGACUAGUCAGCUUCAUCCUUCAGUAAUAAUAAUACCGUAUUUUUCGCUCCAUAAGACACACUUUUCCCCUCCGAAGAAGUAAGGGGAAAUGUGUGUACGUCUUAUGGAGCGAAUGCAGGCGGGAGGCAGGUGGGAAAAGCCCCCAAAAGCCGCACACACGCUCCGCGCGGCUCUUGCGGGCUUUUCCCCGAGGAGGGAGAAGGGCAGCCCAUCACUGAUGGGCUGUCUUUCCCCCAUCUCGUAGAAAAGCCCGCAGGAACUGUGCACCCUUUAAAGAGAGCACGUGGCUCUUGCUGGCUUUUGCGGGAGGUGGGGGACCUCGUAGAAAAGCCCCCAAGAGCCGCACACACACACACACACACUCCGCACACUCUUUAAAGGGAGCGCGGCUCUUGGGGGAGCCUUAGCCACACGCAGCCUCUCCCGGGCAGGGGAUGAAGGCUCCCCUUGCCCGGGAGAGACUGCGCGCGGCUUUCCCAUAAGCCAGGACAGCCAGUGGGAUUGCUGCUCUGCGAUCUCGCUGGCUUUCCUGGCUUCUGGGAGUCAGAAUAUUUUUUUUCUUGUUUUCCUCUUCCAAAAACUAGGUGCGUCUUAUGGUCUGGUGCAUCUUAUAGAGUGGAAAAUACUGUGAUUAAAAAAACCUUUUAUUUGUAUCCCGCCCUCCCCGGCCGAGACUGGGCUCAGGGCGGCUAACAUCAAAUAUAUAACAUUGGUAUAAAAUCAAACAAUAAUUAAAUUACCUCCUAAAAACAAGUCAGGAUCAAAUUAAAAUCUAAUUAGAUGGCUUUCUGCAGGAUUAGGGUUGGAAACAGUAAAUGUUCAUCAGGCCCAACUUUUUACUCUGUUCUUAUAUGGGCCUGUGAGAAUACUGGUUCAUACUAGUUCUUAUACAAAAAGAGAAGGGGAGUCAGGCUGAGCCCUGGCCAAAGACCUGGCGGAACAACUCCGUCAUGCAGGCCCUGCAGAAAGAUGUCAAAUCCCGCAGGGCCCUGAUCUCUUGUGACAGGACGUGACUGUUUGAAGGUGUCUGAUGUGUCUGGAACGUUUUCAGGGCCCAAGCAAUCAAUUCUUCCCUUCCAUGUCUCAUUGAGCAAUAAGGCAGACUACCCAGGUUUGUUGAUAAUUCUUAGCCAUUGGAAGAUAGCGUAAAUGCAAGCUUCAGACUGGGAUGAGUCAUAGACUGGCUCUAUUCCUUGGAGGGGGAAAUGGCUAUAGAGGUUUUUGUAAACCUCUCCACCUCCAUCGUUCUGCCCGGACACUGAGGUCCAGUGCCAAGGGCCUUCUGGCGGUUCCCUUGCUGUGAGAAGCCAAGUUACAGGGAACCAGGCAGAGGGCCUUCUCAGUGGUGGCGUCCGCCCUGUGGAACGCCCUCCCACCAGAUGUCAAAGAGAAAAAUAACUACCAAACUUUUAGAAGACAUCUGAAGGCAGCCCUUUUUAGGGAAGCUUUUAAUGUUUAAUAGGUUAUUCUUUUUUGGUGUUUUGUUGGAAGCCGCCCAGAGUGGCCGGGGAAACACAGCCAGAUGGGCGGGGUAUAAAUUAUUAUUAUUAUUAUUAUUAUUAUUUGUAAAGCAGGGCAACACUGCACCCUUCAGACAAUGCUGGAGAAGGUCCCUGUUUCAGUCCCUAGCGGCAUCACCAAGGUAGGGCUGGGAAGGUCCCCUUCCUGAAAACCCGGAGAGGUGCUUCCAGUCAAUGCAGACAGUACUGAGCUGGGGAGACCAAUGGCCUGCCUCUCUAUAAGGCAGCUUCCCAUGUAUCUGUCGGCCAUCCUGGCCAGAGCUGGUAGGACUCGGGAGUCGGGCAACAUCUUCAGGUUCCUCACCCGCUUCUAAAGCUCCACAUAAGAACCUAAGCAGGGCUUGCUGGAUCAGGCCAGUAGCCCGUCCUGUCAAGCGCCCUGUUCUCACAGUGGCCGUUCAGAUGCCCCAAUGAGAAACCCCCAAGCAGGAUUCGAGCACAAGAGCAACUCUCCCCUCCUGUGGUAUUCAGAAGCGUUGCAGAUCUGACUGCAGAGGCCGAGCCGAGCCAUCGAGAGCCCUCUCUUCCUCCGUGAUGUGUGAGCAAGUUCCAUGGUUUUGCUGUGCGCAGUGUGAAGAAGGCCUAGUCUCAUUCCUCUCGCAUUGCUGGCCUUGGGAUCGCUAGAGGGAGCACUUGGCUCAGAGGGAAUUGGCGCUGUUUUAGCAGCUGUUUCCUCCAGCCUUUCAAUUUCCUCUUCAGGCCAUUGCAUACUUCUGCAGAGAUGUGAGCGUGAUAAGCCAUAAAAAUUCCUUCCCCCGCUAUCAAGUAUGCAUGCUUUAAGAUGCUGAUGGCCAGGUGGCGGCCAGCCUCUUGCAGCGGUACGUAGGGCAACAUUUCUUUUGGAUUGAAUCAUCUGUGCUGUAUUGUGUGCAGGUUCCAUGUGGACAAGCUCUCCUCUGCCCAUGUCUACCUCCGGCUGCACAAGGUAAACAGCCUUGCUCUGCUUCUUGCCCUCUGUGGUGGUUCUUACUCAGCCAAGUGGUGGGGAGGGAGGGCCACUUGUCCACUUUGGGGGCUGCAGCUAUCACCCCCUCCUCUCACGGCCUGUUAGCCUCCCCCAAGGUAAUGCACCAGCUGCUGAAAACUAUCAUGUUUAAAAGAGGUCCUCUGAUAUAUGCUUGCAACACUCUGCAGGUUUUGUCAGAGUUGAUCAAGGCCAUUUAUUAUAAAGCCUAUAAAAUAUUCUGCAUAAAAGGAAGAGCCCCUGUGACUGGCUUUCUGGAGCUUUCCUCCAGGCCUUUGGUCAGGGCACAGCCUGACUCCCUCCUUUGGCAAUCUUCACAGAACUUUGGCCUAAUGGUUGCCAUCAUUUUGAGUUGCAAAGUGCUGCAAAACUAUUUGGGUUGUAUCCAAUUAAGUUCUACUGAGAGCAGACCCGUUGGAAUCUCUGGAUUUUGAUGGGUCUACUCUGACUAAUUUGGUGGUUAUCUUUGCGGUAAGAGACUAAUGCAAUGGCCCUGCGCUUCCAGUUUGGUCGCAGGCACCCUUCGCUCUGCCUGCAGAAUCCACUUCCUUCCCAGCAUGCCUUUUGCCAGUUCCUCCGCACGAGCUGCUCACUUCCUACCUUGCUUCCUUUCAGGGGCAGACGAUGGAGGACAUCCCAAAGGAGGUUUUGAUAGAUUGCGCCCACCUGGUGAAAGCCAACAGCAUUCAAGGUAAGGCGUUGAUGUUCUGCAGCAUGUUCUGGCCUGGAGAAACCAGCAAGGAUUCGGAGAGGAAUGAUGGGUGGAGAAUAAGGCCUUUGGGGGCCAGUUGACGCUGCUCUGAUGGUGUGGCUUCUCCCAUCCGUCACCUCGCAAGGGGCAGGCAUCGCAGGAGCUGCUUAAGACGUCCUCCCUUCCCUCCUUUGCCAGCCCAGUCAAAAACCAUCUCUCUGAUGCAACAUUUCUGUAGAGGUGCCCAGUGUCUUGGGGAACAGCUGCUGACAUUGCAUUGUUGCCAACCUAAAGGACUCUUAUUCUUUAUUCGUUUAUAUUUAUUACAUUUCUGUCCCACCAUUUUCCUCCUAGGAGCUCAGGGUGGUGCGCAUGGCUCUCCCACUUUCCUCAAUUUAAUCCCCACAACAACCUUGUAAAGUAGGUUAGGCUGAUGAGAGGCACGGACUGGCCCCCAAGGUCACCCAGCGAGCCUCAUGGCCACGUGGGGAUUCGAACCCUGAUCUCUCCCAGGACCUAGUCCAACGCUAACCACCAUACACCAUGCUGGCUUACCGAAUCUUGCGAAGAGUUCUUAGGAAAUGGGGUUGAAAGGGGGUGUGGGGGAGAGAAGAAUCAGCUUGGUGAACAAAACGGCCCCCUUUGUUCUUCUAGGCUGCAAAACGAAUAAUGUCAGCAUUGUGUACACUUCCUGGGCCAACUUAAAGAAGACGGCAGAAAUGGACGUGGGGCAGAUCGGGUUUCACAACCAGAAGGACGUAAGUGUCUUGCCCCCGCUCCCAUCUUCUCAGAUACCCACCUCCUGGAUCCAGAGCACUGGCCCACCAGGGAAACAGCGGGAGGUUUGCCGCAUGGGUAAAGUGAGGAAGGAGUGGGUGGGAGUUCCUGCUGUCGUUCUUCAGGCAUCGCAGCACCCUUUGGCUCCUCUCCCACCGAGGUUACAGUCUGUGCGGUGCAUGGAUUGCUGGUGGGUGGUUUGCAGGGGGGAACUGCGUUUGCUCUGCCAAGCUGUGUGUUAUGCAGCAACCAUUUAUUAUUUCAUGUGAGAAGCCACAAAGAUUAAGUAAGGUUUGAAGCGGACAGAGGCUGUAUGCCACUCUCCUCUCUCUCUCUCUCUCUCUCUCUCUCUCUCUCUCUCUGUGUGUGUGUGUGUGUGUUGUGUGCGCCUGCCUCUAUCCACAGUUAAUUUUUUUCCCAAGUUAACAAUGAAGAUUGUAAUUUAUUGCAAACACAACUGAACUUUAUUAAGAAUUUCAACAUAACAAAUUACCAAAAACAUAACCCCAGAGUCGGUCACGACUAGACCUAAUGGUCAGGGAUCCCUUUACCUUUACAGAGAUGCACAUAGGUGAGGUCAAGAUCCAUGUUUGCUGGGCAGGCUGGUGAAGCCCCACCUGCAUCACCUUUAGUUGGGAGGGGCUGAGUCCCCACUGCUUACCACCACCUGUUCAUUUUCAGAGGGGGGUGUGCAGGGCUCUUGGAGAUGACGACAGGGAUUGAGCUGGGUGCUUUGCAUGCUUUUUGUCAUCACCCUGGAAUGUGCUUGUGUGUUGGGCCUGAAGAUGCCUCAAGACCCUUUUGGUUCAACCCCCUCCCAAAAAAAGAGGUUGGGAAAAUAUGAAGAGCCUGGUGGCCCACCUAGCCCAGCAUCCUGUUCUCAGACGCCCCCAUUGGGAAGUCUGCAAGCAGGAUUCAAGCACAAGAGCAACUCUUCCCUGCUGAGAUUUCCAGCAGCCUCGAACUGUGAAGCCAAAGCAUGGCCAUCAUGGCUAGCAACCGUUGAUAGCCCUCUCCUCCAUGAAUUUGUCUACUCCUCCUUCAAAGCCCGUUGGGAGGAGACUCUGUCCAGAGUUCCCAGGCUGGGUCAAAUGGGCCUUGACUUGUUUACAAGGCACCUUGCAAAGUUCAUGCUUCUCCCAUGUUCAGCAUUUUCCUUGCAAACCCGGAACCUAAAAGCACAUCACUUCCCUCCCCACUUUUUGUGUGUGAAAAGUUCAGCCUGGAAUUCAAAGGAAAGCCAUCAGCCAGAGGCGAACCUGUAAAACACAGUCAGUGGCCUAUAAUGGGGAAUGAGAAACCCCGUUUUGUUCUCCUUCAAGGUCCUGAGCUACUCCAGCCAGCUGAGCAUUUCAGGGGUGCAUUUUUUGACUUCAACACUUACAUGGGCCUGUGACUUGUUGAUGCGUUUCAUCCCUCUCCUCUCCAGUGUGUGAGGCUUCCCCACAGGGUCGCUUGGGCUUGAAGCCCUGGCGAUGUGGCCAGGAUUGAGGGAUAGCAAGGGGAGGUGGGAGUGGUGAUGGCCUCCAAGAGGGGAUGGAUGCGGUGAGCCAGCCAGCCUGGCCUCCUGGGGGUGUGCUUUGGCCAUUGCGCAGACUUCCUGUGUUACUCUGGGCGAGUGAUGUAAUCUCUUGAGCCUGGAAAAAAGAAACCUUUCCAAUGACAUCAGAAGGAUCGAAUCAGAUACUGGAGGCCCUGUGGCAUGGGAUUAAUUUUUUUAAAAAAUGUAUUUUUAACCAAAUGAAGGCAGGAAGUUGCUGACUUAAUGUUUUGAACUAGCGACAUGAUGGAAGGGCAGAGUAGUGUCUGACAGCUGUUCAAAACAACCUCAGUUCUGAAUAAUUUGAAGUGGAAGGGUGACAAUGGCAACCUUCCACUUGGUCCUGGCAGGAGCCACAGCAAUAUCUGGCCUCAUUCCCUCCUUACAGAUGCUCAGGAGAGCAGGGCCCUGGGCUUUUCCUCCUGUGUUGACUUCGUGGGGUGGGAAAGAUGAGGUUUAUCAGGGAUGCUGUGCCUUCCAGUUUGACUGUAACUCAGUUGCCGUUCGUGCUGUCCACGGUGCCCCCAACUGUGAUGGUUUCUUCCUUGCCUGCCUUCCUUGUGCCAGCCUUUCCCAGAAACAUGGAAUUGUAAGAGUUGGAAGGGACCCAAAGGGUCAUCAGGUCCAACCCACUGCAGUGCAGGAAUCGCAGCUUUGGCCUCCAGCGAUUUUGAGAAGGUGGGUGCAGGUCUUGCGAAUGCUGAUCACCGUUCUUUUCUCUCCCCAGGUGAAGAUUGUCACGGUGGAGAAGAGGGUGAACGAGAUCCUGAACCGGCUGGAGAAGACCAAAGUGGAGCGGUUCCCGGACCUGGCUGCCGAGAAGGAAUCCCGCGACCGGGAGGAGAGAAACGAGAAGAAAGCCCAGAUCCAGGAGAUGAAGCGGAAAGAGAAGGAGGAGGUGAAGAAGAAGAAAGAGAUGGAAGAGCUCAGGUGAGCCAGGCAAUGACCCCCUUUUGGGAAGUCGAGUUGGGCCCGUCCCAGUUGAAUGGGGGUGGGGUGGGAGGGUGUAGGAAAAAAGCAGAAAACCAAGGCAGCUGGCCUGCUUUCCUGAGCAACACAGCCCAGGGCUAGGCACAGAUUUGUCUUCCCUUUCUAGAUGAAUUCACACAUAACUUUUAAAUAACCGUGAUAUUAUGCCAUGAUUUAGGACCUGACUCUACGGGCCAGCAAUGUGUUGCACCGAGAGGCUCUCCGAGCAGCGAGAGCGAUGCCUCUUGGCCUUGCUGCAGACGUAGGCAAGCAGCUUCCUGGCAGGGGUUUCCGGGGGGGGCACAACCCCACCCCCACCCCUGUGACAGUGGUUGGUUCCUUGGCCAGUGUGCUUCUUGCCACCCCUUCCUUGUGGGUGCUGGCCAGUGGCAUAAGCAUGCGAGUGCCCCACUAGGGUGCGUUCAAGCAGGCCGGUUUUCGGCCAUGAACCCUGCCUCCUUGCUAGGCUUUGGUUGCAGUUCACUGCCUCCUGGGCUCCUCUUCCGUGGAUUUGUCGGGAAACUGGUGUUUUGGCUGCCUGGGUUUGACUUUGGCCAAGGUUCAGAGAUGACCAAGGGUGUGUGGUUCUCUAUGUGCAAAGCUCUGAUUCCGGCUUCGGCUGGGGAGGGUGGGAUAUAAAUAAAAAAUUAUUAUUAUUAUUAUUAUUACUAUUAUUAUUAUUAUGAAAAAGUUGGUUGCAGUAGCCCUUUGAGCCUCAUGGGGUGCUGAUCUGGGGGGCCCUGGACCUUUGCAGAUGGGGGGCUGACCGUCAGUUGUGGGAAAUGAAACUCUUUUGGAGUCCAGCUUUUCCGAUCUUGCAAGCUCUUGAAGGAACUAUUAGAGCAACAGUGGGGAUGCUGCAGUCUGUGGGCCAAGUUAGGCCCAGGAGGGAUAAUAAUUUGGCCCUGUUUCCCCCCAAACCGUGCCCACAACAUAGGUGCUGUCACAUGUGGGGCAAGAAAAAACGUGUCUGCAAAGGAGAAAUCGGGAGCCUUGAAAACGUGGUUGUUCCUCGGCAAGUCAUCCUUGCUGUAAGCGCCAGUCCAUUGACUGAUGUUUAAAGUGAGCCCCUCGGGCGUCACCUGCUUUCGUAUGGGAUCCUUGUUUGUGGGCUGCGUAGCUUGAGAGGAAGAAGGGAUAGAUUUGUGAGUGCCCCUCUGCUUCUUUCCUUUUGAAAUUGGGUUACCUGAUUUCAGGUGAUAGGCAGGUGGCUCAUAAGAACAUCAGGAGAGCCAGCGGCUCAUCUGGCCCAGCAUCCUGUUCUCCCAGCGGCUGACCAGAUUCCCCCAAGCAGGACCCAAGCGCAAGAGCCUUUCCAGCUCCUGUGGCUGCCGGCAACUGGCACUCAGGAACAUCGCUGCCUCCAAGCACUUUGGAAGCGGAGCAGAGCCAUCCUGGCUAGUCACAGUGCUGCCAGCCAGAUUCUGUUCCCCACCCCUGCAUUAGAGGGCCGUACAUUUUUGCCAGCCAGGUUAUCUCUGGCUGAGCAAUGUCUGAAUGCACUGUUGCCUUUCCUUUUGCAGGAGUUACUCUUCCUUAAUGAAAGCGGAGAACAUGUCCUCCAACCAGGUAUGUCCAGGGUGCUUCUCGCGAGGAGCCUGUUGCCCUAGUGAGCAGCAGGAGGCAGAAGAGGCUUCCCAGCCAGAAAGUGAACUCCAAACUCAUUUGCCUGUAAGGGUUAGAGUUAUGUGACUAGAAUGAGGAGGCAGUAAAGACUUAAUUCUGCGAAGCUGCCUGUCCCCAGCUGCUUCACAUUGUUUACCUGUGGAACUCCCUCCCACAGGAGGCAGUGAUGGCCACCAAUUUGGAUGACUCCGAAAGCGGAUUAGACAAGUUCAUGCAGGAGGGGGGAAGGCUUUCGAUGGCAUUCGUCUUUCAGUGAUGAUCAGGUAGAUGUGGACCCAGUGAGGGAGAAUUAGUUCUGGGAUCCAGCCUGAGAGUUGCCCAAUCCCUGCAAAGCUCGCCCGCCCACCCUUAAAAGAUCCUCUAGAAAGCCCUUUUUCUGUCCUCCCCUCCCGCAGGACGGCAACGACUCAGAUGACUUCAUGUAAACCAAGGCACCCUCCUCUUGGACGAUGAAGAUGGACCUGAGCUCUUCGCUGUCGGUGCCAAAAAUAAGCAAGCGAACUGUCUCUGUGCCCGUUUCAUCAUUCUGGCCGGCGUCCGGGAGGAGGUGGGCGGCUCCCCUUCCUGGACAGACGCCCUGUGGCUGCCACCUUCCAGUUCCAGAGCCGCGAGGAGGCGUGCACCUUUCCAGGGGAACUUGGGGAGGUGCUGGCGGCUGUGGCUUUUCCUGCCCGAAGCCUCCUGGGGAGCAGACCGUGACCUUAGAAUCGGAGUCUGUGACCUGAGUCUUCAUUUCACAGUGUUUGGGUUUAGGGUAUUUUUUCCUUAAGUGAUGGGUUUGUGGUCCCCCUCCUCCCUUUGGUCGAGUGCACCUGUGUCAAGAGUCUGGUUCUCUCUUUAAACUCUGUAGGAAUCUGCUCAGCACAGCUGCAUCGCCCGUGCUGUAAAAUGCUUGCCUGGAUCUCGAGAGCAUCACUCAUUUGAGCAGUCAUCUAACCAGGGGGAUGGGAUGGGACUUUCAUUCUGGGGCCCCACAAAGCUCACUGCCCCUGUUCAAGUAAAACUGGACUUCCGUGUGAUCUCUGUGCAGCCCUCUGUGGUGCCCUGAGCGAGGCCGGCUGUGGGAUCAUCCCAGGGCUCUGGCAGCAGAAUUGGACCUCUCCACCCUCAGCUACCAGCACUUGCCUUGUGAGGGACUCCUUGCUUGCUUGCUUCUCUUCUGCCUAUUGCCCUAGUAGCAGCAGCUCAGGAAAAGCUCUCCUUUGACUGACCCCUCCAUAGCAAACUUCAACCGCUCCUUUUUCACUCUUUUUUAAAGGCUGACAAUGUGAUUCUCUCUCAGUAUGCUUUCUUUCUGCAGUUAGGGAAUCUGUUUGUCUCCCUGUGUCUCUCCCCCCCUCCCCCGUGUUUUGGCUUUUUCUCUCCUUCACAUCUCAUCACCAGCAUCUCGUUCACAAAGCUUGGGGGUUGCAGGGGGUGUCCUUCCGACUAGCAGUGCUCACAGCUGUUUGGUUCGCCUCAGUGGGGAAGGUUGCAAGAUGCAUUCCUUGAAAUUUCUCAAGCAGGGGCGUCACAGUUCCUCUCUGAAGUUUUCCAAAGCAGAGAAGCAGACUGGGGAGCCUCAGAUUGUGGGGGCUUAGUUCCCAGUUCCUCCAACAGCGUCAGGACUGCCCUCGUUCCCUCCAGAGGCUCGAAGUUCCUACCACAAGACCUGACUCCAAGCUCCCAGAAAACGCCUUUCACGUUGCCAUGGGGUCAGGACCAACCACGUGCUCCUGCUGCCCCAUCAGGGACCUUAAAUGAAGAAGCGCCAACCUCAGUCUAGGCCAGCCUUCCCCAACAUGAUGCCCUCUUGAUGUUUCGGAUUAUGGCUGUAGUCACGCAGCCACACUAGCUGGAAGUUAAAAGUUCCUAAAGUUUGGGGUGGGGGGCGUCAGGUUGGGGAGAGUCUGGCCUAGGGCUUCCCCUAAUACCUCCAUCGUGUCUACAGAUCAGUGCUCUGCCUGACCUCAAGAACGACUCUAGAGGAUGUUAAGUGUGUCUGUCUGAACCUUCACAUGUGUGCAGUCUGCAUGGGCGGCUCAGCAUUCCCUUCUGUGAGAAAUAGGAUCUUUGGCGCAGAGUUAACGCACAUUGCCUGAAUGUGUGCCUGUUGCUGCAACCCUGAUGCCUAAUAAAAAGAAACUUGCGCACCAAGAGCUAAUGGACGAGUGAUUGGUUUAUUGCAAGGAAAAGGCAGUGUGCAUGCUAAAAUCCGUUGUGUAAUUUAUAGUGCAACUAUAGGUGCAGGCGGCAGUUUUAAUACUGAUGCAUUCGUAUUCCUAGCUUAAAGGUAACAGAUCCCUGAGUUCCAAGAAACAGAAAGUGAGCAUAACAUUCAUAAGAACAGCCUGCUGGGUCAGGCCUAAGGGAGCCCAGCAUCCUGUUCUCACAGUGGCCAACCAGAUGCCUGUGGGAAACCCAAAAGCAGGAUCUGACCCCGAAAACCCCCUCCUGUCCUGUGUCUUCUAGCAACUGGUACCCAGAAGCCCCACACCCUCUGCCCGUGCUGGCAGAGCACGUCUGUUGUGGCUAAGAGCCAUCGAUAGCCCUCUUCUCCCUUAAUUUGUCCAAUCUCUUCGGUGGGGUAAAGUUUUCCAUUACAGUGGUACCUCGGGUUAAGAACUUAAUUCAUUCUGGAGGUCCGUUCUUAACCUGAAACUGUUCUUAACCCGAAGCACCACUUUAGCUAAUGGGGCCUCCCGCUGCCGCCGUGCAAUUUCUGUUCUCAUCCUGAAGCAAAGUUCUUAACCCGAGGUACUAUUUCUGGGUUAGCGGAAACGUCUGUAACGUGAAGCGUCUGUAACCCGAGGUACCACUGUAAUUCAUGUUAUUAUGUAUAUGAAACAGGGAGAACAAUUACAGCAACAGACGAACGUUAAAGGAUGAACAAACAAAACAAUAAAAUAACCCGGUUGCACAUGGGUUAAAGUCACAAAGCCCAAGUAAAAACUUUUGACUUUUAUCAGAUCACAAGAGUAUUGUUCCGGAUUUACCAGGCUGUUGUGCAAUGGUUGUCUAGAAAAUGAUGGUUUCGCUUUAUAUGUCAUAUAAAGGAAUUCCAGAUCACAUAAAUUCGAGUGUGGACAUUCUCAAAUUAUGC